GUCGCAUCCUUGGUGUUUAUUUCAAAAUAAAGUUUUUCUUUCUUCAAUUUUUGCUUUUUUAAGCAGUUUUAUAGAUGUCAAUCAACAUCUAAUCAAAGGACAUAGUUAUUAUUUAGUGCAGUGACAAGUAAAGAGUAUCCUAAAAAUAUGAAUAUAAUUGAAAUCUUAAGAAAUCGCGAGAAUAAUAGCAAAAACAUCCAGUUUAAGAACUUGCAAACUUAUGAUACAUUUAUAGACCGACUAGAUUUACAGAGUAAGCUGCAUGGGCAUGAUGGAUGUGUUAAUUGCUUAGAAUUCAAUACAAAAGGGAGCAUAUUGGCAUCAGCAAGUGAUGAUCUACAAGUGUUUUUAUGGGACCCUUAUCGAAAUAAAGUUAUAAGUAGCUUUCAAACGCCGCAUAGAGGAAAUAUAUUUUCUGUCAAGUUCCUUCCAAAAAGUAAUGAUAAUCAAAUUGUCACUGGUGCUGCUGAUCAUUGUGUGUUUGCCUACGAUCUUCAUCAUCCAGAAGAUCCAAUUUUUAAAUGUCGCUGUCAUCAGUCGCGAGUUAAAAGAAUUGCUGUUGCUCCGGAAUUGCCUUCUGUUUUCUUCUCAUCGUCUGAAGAUGGCUGUAUUUUCCAAAUAGAUUUACGUGAACCACAUACUUGUCAUUCCGAUGCUAAAAUUGUUCUGAUUGACUUGAAAAACCAUCAAGAAUAUGUCGAAACGAAAUGUGUUGCUGUAAAUCCUCGAAGACCUGAACAGAUUGCAAUUGGCUGUAAUGAUUGUUAUGCUCGUAUUUAUGAUCGUCGAAUGAUAUCAUUGAUGAAAAUUGGAAGUGAUAGUCCAGAUAAUUUGACAAAAGAUUGCGUGCAGUAUUAUGCGCCAGGACAUCUCCAAAAUCUUGCUGAGAACGGUAAUAAAACCGUCACAUUUGUGGCAUUUAGUCCAAAUGGAAAUGAAUUGCUUGUUAAUUAUGGUGCAGAACAAAUUUAUUUGUUUGACAUUGACAAAGCUGAAGCACCAAUAUACCUAAAUUUGCCAAGAUUACCGCCUGAACCUGCUCCAAAAUCAUCAAGAAAUGAAAAAGCUGAUUCCAUAAAAGCAUCAGGAAAUGAGCUUUUAGAAUAUGAAAAUUAUAUUCAGGCUAUAAGAAAGUAUACAGAAGCUAUACAAAUUGCACCAAAUAAUCCAGUUCUUUAUCUCAAUCGUGCAACAGCAUUAAUGCGUAGAAAAUAUCUUGGUGACGUCUAUGAAGCAUUGCGUGAUUGCCACCGUGCUUUACAUUUAGAUCCACAUUAUAUUAAAGCUCACUUUCGAUUAGCUCGAUCACUUUUUGAAAUUAAUCAAUUGACUCUCAGUAAUGACUGCUUAAGAGAACUGAAAAUGAGAUUUACAUCACACGAAACUGAUCAGAGCGUGAGAAUGUUGGAACAAGACAUUACUCAAGCAUUAAGUAACCGUACAACGCCCAGUCGUGACUCAAACCCUGAAAAAUUAUCUGAAAAGGAACUUUUCUGGAGGAAUGCAGCUAAAGACUAUAGUCAACGAUACAUUGGUCAUUGUAAUACGAAAACUGAUAUUAAGGAAGCCAACUUCUUUGGACAAAAUGGCGAAUAUAUUGUGGCUGGAUCUGAUGAUGGAAACUUUUAUAUGUGGGAAAGAAAGACAAACAUUUUGCGAGGCGUUUAUAAGUCAGAUAAAGCUAUUGUUAACUGUGUACAGCCACAUCCAACACUUCCAUUGAUUGCAUCGUCUGGCAUCGAUCAUGAAAUAUCUCUUUGGAGUCCACGGACUUCUAACGAAUCAGAAAAGUGUAGAGUCGAGUCAAAUCUUGUGGAUAAUUUGGUUGCAGAGAAUCAAGGUCAUAUGCAGAAUGAUUCAUUUGAGUUUGGUAUUGGACCGGACAGCAUCUGUCGUGCAAGUUAAAGAAUUGAUAAUGAAAAAUGUGAUAAAAGAUUGAUGAAGAAGCAAGCAGAGAUUUAAACUAAGGUCUAAUCUAUAAAUGAUUUUAAUAAUUUUUUUAUGUUUUUAUUUUUAAAAUGUUUAGGACAUUUACCUUGAGUAUAUCGUUUAUUUCUUUUAAUGGAUAUUGGAGCAUUAAUGUAGAGAAAUUAAUUAGUAAUGAUGAAUUCUUAUAAAUGCUGUUUUUCAUUAAUUUCAAUAUAUUCAUACUUAUUAUGAAACGAUUUGAGAUCGUUGGAAGUUUACUAACUGUUUAAACUGGUAUAAACAUGUAAUAAUAAUAAUAAUAUAAAUCCCUUUUGUUGCACUCUAUUAAUGAAUAAAAUGUAACAAAGAAAUGUAGAUGCUGGAGUUGUAAUCACUAAUCAAUAUUUUAGAGGAAGUCAGGUAAGUCAAUUGAAUACUGGCAGUUAAGUGCCUUGCUGGUCGAAUAGGUAAGGCGCUUGGCUCAAAUUUGGGAUGGUAACUCGAAGGUCGUCGGUUCGAAUCCAGCCAUUUCCAAAUUUGUUCUUUUUCGGUAGUUUAGAUACUUCGACUGCUUAAUGUAGGAGAUUAAGCCAUAAUUGGGCAUUUGGGCAACGUCGGAUUAAGGAACGGGUCAGGAACUUGAAGUGUAGCGGGAGAAAUAGGAACGAGAGCUACAAGAUUACCCACGAAUGGGGAAUAUUGUUAGAACGGACCUGAAAAGUAUCACGUCACGCCUACAGAAGAUCGAAACAAGAGCCUUAGUUUAUUUGAAACCUAGAUUUGAAAAUUAGCAGUUUGAU
Messenger RNA from Chironomus riparius, 2708 nucleotides. The record is from the annotation of a GenBank genome assembly. Lineage: Eukaryota; Metazoa; Arthropoda; Insecta; Diptera; Chironomidae.